This is a messenger RNA of Cetraspora pellucida, 344 nucleotides long. The record is from the annotation of a GenBank genome assembly. NCBI's taxonomy places the organism in Eukaryota, Fungi, Glomeromycota, Glomeromycetes, Diversisporales, Gigasporaceae.
UUGGCACAGGUACCUUUGGUUUCAUCGAUCAAUACGACAAUAUUGUGUACCACAAGCUCACGAGUCUCUUGGGCGAAAAUGCCGCCUUGUUGCAUCUUGCAUUUGAUGUCGCUUACAAAACUAAUUAUAAGUUGUAUCUCUUGUCCUCUUCGAUCGUCAACGAAAAGGCUUUGAAUAUGAUCAUAAAGGUCACCUUUGAUGAGCAAUGGACCACCAUUAAGAAUGAAGAAAUCAUUAUGAUUCCUACUCCGCAAUGUAAAGCACAUCGUCUUUUACCUACUCAAUUCAAUGUCUUUGCUACUGAACUCACUUCUUCCAAAUUGUUAACCUUGUUUAGUCCUUAA